CCCGUUCCUUGUUCCGUUCGUACGAAUAGUCCGUCGCGAAAAAUUGAAAAGGAAACGAAUUUGAAACAGUAUGACAAAUAUACCCGAACAACAUGAGAUCGGUCAGAAUUAUUGCUUCAGAUGGAACGAUUAUCAGAAUCAUCUGUCUGAUGUGGUACAACAGCUCUUGGAGGAGGAUUGUAUGGUGGACGUCACCAUAUACGCAGCUGGCUACCGUGUUCAUGCGCAUCGCAUCGUGUUAUGCGCCUGCAGCACUUUGCUUCAAGAGAUCUUUAGCCAAGUGACGGACGAUCAUCCGACUAUCAUUUUGAGUGAUGUAUCUCCUCAGGAUUUAAAAUCAAUUAUUGAAUUUGCAUACCAUGGGGAGAUCCGAAUUCCUGUAGAAAAUAUCAGUAGUUUGCUCGACGCCGCACGGUCAUUAAAAAUAAGCGGCCUCAUCGAAAUUGAAGGACUCGAUGAAAACGAAGAUGCUGCGAACGCAGAGAACAGUGGUGUUGAUGAGCAUAUAACUGAAAUGGAAGAAAAUGCAGUUGCUUCUUUGGAGAAAGACUUGCAAGACCAACAGGAAAAAGCUACUGCUAAGAAUAAUACUUCAAAGAAAAAAGGACGCCGUCGUGAAUUCUUCAGGAAAGAGUACAGUGAUAUCAUGUUGACAUCUGCAAUUGAUGACUUAAAAUCGGGACAAACGUUAGUAGAAGCUGCUACUAAAAACAAAGUACCACGUUCAACAUUGUACAUGCGGGCAAAAUCAUUAGGUAUCCAUUUAAGUGGGAGAAAUGAGUAUCCUGCAGAAAAUAUGAAAGCAGCAAUAACUGCUGUGAAGAAUGGUUCAAGUUUGCAGCAUGCAUCAGAUUUGUACAAAAUACCCAAAACUGUGUUGUGGAGGCGUAUGCAGAAAGAGGGUCAUCCAGUCUUGCGUGCUGAAACUAGGAGAUCAUAUGGUUUGGACAAGAGAGAGGCUGCUGUGAAGGCCUUAGAAAGAGGGGAGAAUCUGUCGAAAGUUGCAUCAAAAUUCAAAAUACCAAAGACUACAUUAUUCAGGGAUAAGACACGAUUAGUAGACCAGGGCAAAUUACCAUUGUCAUUUUGGAAGAAACGCAAGAUUGAGAAUGAGGAACUGAAAAAAUCGCGAUUAGAAGAAGCAGUAGCCGCUUGUAAGGGCGGUAGGAUGUCGCAAGCUGUUGCAUCCAUGACUUAUCAUAUUCCAAAAACAACAAUAUGGCGAAAGCUUCAACAGGAUGGAAAGAAAACUGAGAAAGUAUCGAAAGUAAAGAAUGAACGGCUCAAUACAUCGCAACAAGAUUCUGAGAUAAAAACGGAGGAAAAUUCCAAUUAUAGUUAUUGUGAGGUUUCAUCGGAAAUUCCCAUCGCUUACAUAGACGAGGAAAAUAUACCAGAAGAUUCCGUGAUAAUUUUAACGACGGAGGAAAUAGAUGAACUGAAUUUGGAAGAAGGCAGACAAAUUAUUGUAAAUCCGGAAACUGGACAGGGCUACAUUCCGUGCUCAAUAAGUGUCGACGGAAGCGCAAACUACUCACAAGCUGAGAGUUAACGUUACAAAUACAGUUACAAUAAGUUACAAAUACAGAUAAUAGAAUUUCAAACCAAUUAACAUUGCGCAUUCGGUUGCAGUAUUGUUUUUACAUAUUUUUACAAGUUGUCAUCGUCAGAAUGGUCACAGCUGUUUUGCAACCGAGAAUAUAAAUAGUUGUUACUAUAUUCUCAAAAAAAAAGGGAUUAUAACUUUUAUGAGAUUUCGCGACCGCGCUCGCGGGGAUCGUUUUAUAUUUAUAUUUUAUGUAUUUUUUUUCGUUAAAAGCGAAAAUGAUUAGUAUAACCGCUAGAUUUAAGGAAAAAAAAGAAAUAUAUAUAUAUAU
Odontomachus brunneus is the source of this 1877-nucleotide messenger RNA. RefSeq lists its product as uncharacterized. Gene Ontology annotation, biological process: regulation of transcription by RNA polymerase II. Gene Ontology annotation, cellular component: nucleus. The transcript is spliced from 7 exons. Bases 71 to 1552 code for a protein of 493 amino acids. Lineage: Eukaryota; Metazoa; Arthropoda; Insecta; Hymenoptera; Formicidae. Gene Ontology annotation, molecular function: protein binding; DNA binding. The record is from RefSeq and is a predicted model, not a curated record.